Molecule: messenger RNA, 758 nt
Organism: Lactuca virosa
Lineage: Eukaryota; Viridiplantae; Streptophyta; Magnoliopsida; Asterales; Asteraceae
Source: the annotation of a GenBank genome assembly
CACCCGGAAGACUGCAACGAUCUGUUCGUUGAGAUGGAAAGAAAGCAGAAAUUCCAAUUUGUAGGCUUUGGAGACGUGAAUGACGAGGUUACUGUCCACAACCUUCCGAUCCAUCAAACCACAUUCUCAGCUUCCAAAAUCACCUUCAAUCAGACUUCCAUCUUCAUCGCCAUCAUCAUUAAACUCCAAUCCCUCGCCGUCGGUGGCCUCAAAGCAACCUAAUUGGUCGGUGUAUCUAAUCUUAUCGACUAAUCCACCGAUCAAAACUUACGUUGGCGUCACCACAAACUUUUCUCGCCGCUUGAAGCAACAUAAUGGUGAAUUAAAAGGUGGUGCAAAAGCAUCACAAGCUGGAAGACCUUGGAUUUGCGCAUGCCUUAUUCGAGGUUUUGAUAGUAAAAGUGAAGCAUGCAAGUUUGAGUUUAGAUGGAAGAACAUAUCACGUAAAAUGGGGCGUAAAAGGAACUCGAAGGAUGAGGGAGGGCUUCAUUUGUUGCAACAUAGAAAUGCAGCACUAGAGAAGGUGAAAGGUUCAACCAAUUGCAAACACUUAGAAUUUGAUUGGAAGCUACAACCUAUCUAAUCUCUGUUUUUUUCUUUACCUUGUAAUUCUUGAUUUCCAACAUUUAAAUUCUUAUGUGUUGUAAUAUAUGUAAAUGUUUAAUUUGUUGCAUUCAUUGUCUUGAAACUAGAAAGGGUCUCUAGCAUAGCGGUAUAAGAAGUUUUUGUGGUACCCCUCAUAAUGUAGAUUACGAGUA